AUGUAUCAUGUUUUGACUAAAAAUACAACAGUAACAGAUCACAACCGCAACCUGCUGGUAGAGACUAUUCGUUCUAUAACAGAGAUCCUUAUAUGGGGGGAUCAGAAUGACAGCUCAGUAUUUGACUUUUUCUUGGAGAAGAAUAUGUUUGUUUUCUUCUUGAACAUCUUGCGUCAGAAGUCCGGUCGUUACGUGUGUGUACAGCUUCUGCAGACCCUGAACAUCCUUUUUGAGAACAUCAGUCAUGAAACAUCACUGUACUACCUGCUGUCUAACAACUAUGUAAAUUCUAUUAUUGUCCACAAAUUUGACUUUUCUGAUGAGGAAAUCAUGGCAUAUUACAUAUCAUUUUUGAAAACUCUUUCACUGAAACUCAACAAUCAUACUGUACAUUUCUUCUAUAAUGAGCACACUAAUGACUUUGCUUUGUACACUGAAGCUAUUAAAUUUUUUAACCACCCAGAAAGCAUGGUCAGGAUCGCUGUUAGGACUAUAACUUUAAAUGUCUACAAAGUGUCAUUGGACAACCAACCUAUGCUGCAUUACAUCAGAGAUAAAACUGCUGUCCCUUAUUUCUCCAACCUCGUUUGGUUUAUUGGAAGCCACGUGAUAGAACUGGAUAACUGUGUGCAGACUGAUGAAGAGCACAGAAAUAGGGGCAAACUGAGUGACCUGGUAGCAGAACAUCUUGAUCAUUUACAUUACCUUAAUGAUAUCCUUAUCAUUAAUUGUGAAUUUUUAAAUGAUGUGCUGACAGACCACCUACUUAACAGGCUCUUUCUUCCCCUCUACGUGUAUUCAUUAGUAAAUCAAGAUAAGGGUGGAGAGCGUCCAAAAAUAAGUCUUCAAGUUUCUCUCUAUCUCCUUUCUCAAGUUUUUCUAAUUAUACAUUAUGCCCCUUUGGUGAACUCAUUGGCUGAGGUUAUACUUAAUGGUGACCUCUCGGUGUUUUCUUCUAAAGUUGAGCAAGAUGUACAGAAAAGCUCAGCAAAGUCAAGUAUCAGAUGUUUCAUAAAACCAACAGAAACACUUGAGAGGUCUCUUGAAAUAAACAAACAGAAGGGGAAGAAGAGGGUGCAGAAAAGGCCCAACUAUAAAAAUGUUGGUGAAGAUGAUGAAGAGGAAAGAGGAUCUGAAGAUAACCAAGAUGACCUAGAUAAAACUAAAGGUACAGAAGCGAGUUCAAAGAGCAUCAGAACAUGCAGUGAGAAUGAAGAAAUAGAGAUGGUAAUCAUGGAGAGAUGUAAACUGUCAGAAUUGUCUAUCUCUGCUGUGACAGAACAGAAUACAACAGAUGAAGAAAAGAGUGCAGCUGCCUCUGGAAGUGAGAUAACAAACUGGAACAGGCCUUUUCUUGAUAUGGUCUACAAUGCACUGGACUGUGCCGAAGAUGAUUACUAUGCCCUCUUUGUGCUCUGUCUUCUAUAUGCAAUGUCACACAACAAAGGAAUUGACCCAGUCAAGCUGGAGAGAAUUCAACUUCCAGCUCAACAUGCUGAAGAGAGAAAUUCAUAUAAUCAUGUACUUGCAGAAGGGCUCAUCAGGAUAAUGAAUUAUGCUGCACAAGCAGAUGGAAAAAUCCGUUUGGCAACUUUAGAACUUGGCUGCCUGUUGCUGAAGCAGCUUGUGUUUUCUAAAAACGGCAGCAUCAUAAAAGAUGUUCACCUUGCUUGCCUUGAGGGUGCAAGGGAAGAAAGUGUUCAUCUCCUUCGUCGUUUCUAUAAGGGAGAAGAAAUUUUUCUGGAUAUGUUUGAAGAUGAAUACCGGAGUAUGACAAUUAAACCCAUGAAUGUAGAGUACUUGAUGAUGGAUGCCUCAAUCUUGUUGCCUCCAACGGGGACACCACUGACUGGUAUUGAUUUUGUGAAAAGAUUGCCUUGUGGAGAUGUAGAAAGAACACGAAGAGCAAUCAGAGUUUUCUUUAUGCUGCGUUCGCUAUCACUGCACCUGCGAGAUGAGCCAGAAACUCAGUUGCCACUCACAAGGGAGGAAGAUCUGAUAAAGACAGAUGAUGUUCUUGACUUGAAUAACAGUGAUCUAAUUGCUUGCACAGUCAUAACAAAGGAUGGGGGUCAAGUUCAAAGAUUCCUGGCUGUGGAUAUUUACCAGAUGAGUUUGGUUGAGCCAGAUGUGGCCAGGCUUGGAUGGGGAGUAGUUAAGUUUGCAGGCCUUUUGCAGGAUAUGCAGGUGACGGGAGUAGAGGAUGACAGUAGAGCUCUGAACAUAAUAAUUCAUAAGCCUGCCUCAAGUCCUCAUUCAAAGCCUUUCCCUAUCCUUCAAGCGACAUUUAUUUUUUCUGAUCACAUUCGCUGCAUUAUUGCAAAACAACGUCUUGCAAAAGGCCGCAUCCAGGCUCGGCGUAUGAAAAUGCAGAGAAUAGCAGCUCUCCUGGAUCUUCCUGUUCAGCCUUCAACUGAAGUUGUUAUGGGUUUUGGACACAGCUCUGCAGCUGCAGCCCAACACCUUCCAUUCCGGUUUUAUGAUCAGUCUCGACGUGGUAGCAGUGAUCCUACAGUGCAGCGUUCUGUUUUUGCCUCUGUUGACAAAGUUCCAGGCUUUGCUGUAGCCCAGUGUAUAAAUCAGCACAAUCCAUCACCGCUCUCAUCACCGUCACCUUCCAGUGGCAGUGGGAGUACGGGGCGCUGUGAUUCAGUGACUGCAAGCUCAACAUCCACUCCUUCUGCUGCACAGAGCCCAUCAGAUGACACUUCAGCUCCAGAGCAGCCUCAAAUGACCAUUUCUGGUCAGCUGAUAAUUUCUGGUCAGACGAUGUUGACUGAUGAAACUCUUUCAGCUGUCUCAAAGUCUAGCAAGAAUGCUGUAAAAAACAGUGACCUAGAAACAGCAAACCUGUCUCCUAGCCUGAUUCCUGCACAGCAGCCCACAAUAUCAUUAAUAACAGAUGACAAUACGGAUGCACUAAGUGUAGAGUCGCUUACACUGGUGCCACCAGUUGAUCCACACAGCAUUCGAACGUUCAGCUGCAUUCCUCCAUCCUCUUUGAGAUCUGAAGUUGAAGUUAGCGAGGUAAAAGAGGUAGAGGAAGAAGUUCUGACUAAAGCCAGCCUGCAGGCUCUGGUAAACAGUGAAGCAAAUGCAACCAAAUUUGUUUUUAAUUUGGGAGCGCAGAUACUUCAUGAAGCCUGA
Messenger RNA from Eurypyga helias (sunbittern), 3147 nucleotides. It is a transcript of the gene CLEC16A, whose product is annotated as C-type lectin domain family 16, member A. The record is from RefSeq and is a predicted model, not a curated record. Gene Ontology annotation, biological process: endosome to lysosome transport; regulation of autophagosome maturation; endosomal transport. Gene Ontology annotation, cellular component: endolysosome membrane; late endosome. Lineage: Eukaryota; Metazoa; Chordata; Aves; Eurypygiformes; Eurypygidae.